CUCAGUCUCCGUUCACAAAUACUCAAAACCAAAAAGUCACAGCAGAGAGGGAAAGUUCUGAUCAUUGCGACAGUUCUCUCGAGAGACGAUUGUAAAAUGGCAUCGGCGAUUUCCAAAUGGCUCGUGGAUCCGAAGCGCAAUCCGCUGGCGGCAAUCCACAUGAAAGCAGUGUCCAAGCGCCUACGCAAAUACGGUCUUAGAUACGAUGAUCUGUACGAUCCGAUGUACGAUCUGGAUGUCAAAGAGGCGCUUAAUCGGCUGCCGAGGGAGAUUGUGGAUGCGAGGAACCAACGCCUUAAGCGCGCCUUGGACCUCUCUCUGAAGCAUAAAUAUCUUCCGGAAGAUCUUCAGGCAAUGCAGACACCAUUUCGGAGUUAUCUUCAGGAGAUGUUGGCUUUGGUUAAAAGAGAGAGAGCUGAACGAGAGGCACUCGGCGCCUUGCCUCUUUAUCAGCGUACCAUUCCUUAAGUCAGCCUCAAUAUAUUCCCACAACAGCGCCUGGUAUUGUACUACAGAUGUUAUAAUGAUUUAAUGAAUAACAGCAAUAGCGUCGUUCUUGCUGGGCUUGUACACGACUACCCGUACGUAUAUUUAAACCUAUUUAGAAUAGAUUUACUUAAACUUAUGAAAUGCAUCUGCUGGUCUGUUUAAACUAAUGCUUCCUGAUUUUCAGUAAAUUGAUUGCAGCCAUACAUUCAUGCUA
Messenger RNA from Andrographis paniculata, 703 nucleotides. Its product is annotated as cytochrome b-c1 complex subunit 7-like. The record is from RefSeq and is a predicted model, not a curated record. The transcript has 4 exons. The coding region runs from base 97 to 468 and encodes 123 amino acids. NCBI's taxonomy places the organism in Eukaryota, Viridiplantae, Streptophyta, Magnoliopsida, Lamiales, Acanthaceae. Gene Ontology annotation, biological process: mitochondrial electron transport, ubiquinol to cytochrome c.